This is a messenger RNA of Lolium rigidum, 810 nucleotides long. RefSeq lists its product as uncharacterized. NCBI's taxonomy places the organism in Eukaryota, Viridiplantae, Streptophyta, Magnoliopsida, Poales, Poaceae. The transcript is spliced from 2 exons. The record is from RefSeq and is a predicted model, not a curated record. Bases 102 to 650 code for a protein of 182 amino acids.
AGCCCCCUUCUCUGUUGAGAAGAGUAGAGCUGGUGGAUGGCGGAGGCGAUGACUGCGGGAAGGGGACGGGGGAUGUGGAGGUUCGUCCUCAAGCGGACGGCAUGAAGGAAGUAUCUCUGCUCCACAGCCGUCACUGCCAUGUUCUCGAGAUCCGUUUGUCCAGCACGAGCAGCCAUGUACUCCUGCAACGCCACCUCUCCCCUCCCAAAUCUCUUGGAUUUCUUUCCCGUUUUGAUGGGAUACGAUGCGGCCAGUCGCGGACCGUUCGCCUGCAUCGGCCAGGGCGCUCGCAUGCGUCGAGCAGCCAACCUUCCGCUAUGAAGUUGCUCUGCUCCUGGUCUUUCCCUGCUCUUCGCGAUAUGCUUGAUUUGGCCGCCGCCGCCCCACUUCGUCCGGAUACGGCACCACAGCGCCGGCCCCGCAACUGGGAAUGGAAGGGCGUCGGCCGAUGCCGAUCUAUGGUGGUGUGGCCCUGUGCUGUCCCAGGUGCAGGAAUCGCCGGCUGCAAGCACAGCGUGACCUCCACCCUGAUGAGUGAUGAUUCUGCCAUUAAAAAGAGCUGGUUACAUUGGUCAGACGGGCUGAUCCAUUUUCCAAAGCGCAUGCUCAUUGGUUUUGUAUACCUGAUCAAUUUGCUCCCUGAUCAGUGAUAUGUAUGACCUAUAAAAGCUUAUAAAAAGCCAGCUACAUAUGCCAGAUUAGCGGAUUGGUACCAACCUGGGAAUGUGGAGUACAAAACUCACGAUGCUUUAUAAGUACUUCAUCAGAUAUUGGUCUAUACAAUGGAGAUCUAUACAAUUGAAUUGGUUG